Molecule: messenger RNA, 2263 nt
Organism: Oryzias melastigma (Indian medaka)
Lineage: Eukaryota; Metazoa; Chordata; Actinopteri; Beloniformes; Adrianichthyidae
Gene: bbs1
Product: Bardet-Biedl syndrome 1
Exons: 8
Coding region: 310-2058 (582 amino acids)
Biological process (GO): protein localization to cilium; non-motile cilium assembly
Cellular component (GO): axoneme; centrosome; BBSome
Molecular function (GO): patched binding; smoothened binding
Source: RefSeq, a predicted model, not a curated record
AAAUAUUAUCUUUAAAAAAACUGAGGUUGAUGACAUCAUCAAGCCGGGACAGCGAGAGUGUCUCUGGAUCUGUGUCGCUUAAAGCGGAUUUAGGGAUUAGAAUCUAAAAGACUGCAGCUAGCGGUUGUUCUGGUGCUUUAUUGGGAUCACUCCGAAUCGGCAAAACCUUAUAUAGAGUUUAUACCGAAGAAGUGACACGAUGCGAGCCGGAAAACGGCAGUAGACGACGGUAGAGGCUCAGCAGGCUGGUUACCUUGACAACGGUCUCCGUCUUUUGUCGAUAAAGUUUGACUUUACUGUCUUGCUGCCAUGACGUCUGUGGAGUCCGGCGCUGAUGGAGGGAGGUGGCUGGACGCCCACUACGACCCGGUGGCCGGUCUCUACACCUUCUCGUCCUGCGUGGACUUGGCAGACCUGAGUGGGGACGGGGAGAACCGCCUGGUGGUGGGGGACCUGGGCACCGGCUCGUCUGGCAUGAAGCUGAAGGUGUACCGCGGCACGGCACUGAUGAGCGAGAACACGCUGCUGGACCUGCCUGCGGGCCUGGUGGCCUUCUUCAUGGACCUUCACGAGCCGCGCAUCCCCACCAUCGCCGUGGCGUCGGGGCCAUGCAUCUACCUGUACAAAAACCUGCGGCCGUACUUUAAGUUCACGCUCCCCAGCCUGGAGGUCAACGCGCUGGAGCAGGACGUGUGGCAGCAGGCCAGGGAGGGUCAGAUCGACCCCCUGACUCUGAAGGAGAUGCUGGAGAGCAUCAGGAAGAAGGCCGACGUCCCGCUGUCCAUCCGCUCGCUCAGGUUCCUGUCUCUGGAAGCCGACGACCUGGACGAGUUUGUCCAGCUGCACAAGCAGCAGCCAAUCAAGCGGCAGACCGUCAUCACCUGCAUCGACACUCUGAAGAAGAGCACAGCAGACGAGGACGGCGUCAGCUGCCUGGUGGUCGGAACAGAGAGCAGCGAUGUUUUCAUCCUGGACUCGAAAGCCUUCAUCAUCCUGUCUAAGAUGUCGCUCCCAGCCCCUCCCACCAUGAUGGACGUGACGGGUCAGUUCGAUGUGGAGUUUCGCAUCACAGCGGCGUGCCGCAACGGGAACAUCUACAUCCUGCGCAGGGAGUCGGACAAACCCAAGUACAGCGUGGAGCUGUCGUCCCACCCCGUGGGGCUGGUGAGGGUCGGGAAGAACGUGCUGGUCGGCUGCACAGACGAGAGUCUGCAGGGCUUCACUCAGAAGGGGAAGAAGCUGUGGAAGAUCGUCCUCCCCGCCCCCAUCACCACCAUGGCCCCGAUGGACCUCCCCACCAGAGGUUUCCAGGGGGUCCUGGUGGGCUUGGCUAACUGUGAGGUUUACCUGUACCGGGACAAGAACCUGCUGAGCACCAUCAAGACCCCAGACGUCGUCACCAGCAUCUGCUUCGGCCGGUACGGCCGAGAGGACGGCACCCUCAUCAUGACCACCAAGGGAGGGGGCUUGAUGGUGAAGAUCCUGAAGAGGACGGCGGUGUUUGAUGACCGCGACAGCGCUCCUGGACCUCCCCUGGCCCAGAGCAUCCGGCUCAACGUGCCCAAGAAGACCAAGUUGUACGUGGACCAGACCCUGAGGGAGCGGGAGAGCGGCGUGGCCAUGCACCGCGCCUUCCAGAUGGACCUGAGCCGCGUGCGUCUGGCCGCCACCAAGGCCUACGUGAAGGCGCUGGAGUCCAGCCUGACGCCGAUGUCCGCCAGCCUCUCCGAGCCUCUCAAGAUGAACGCUGUGGUCCAGGGUCUGGGCCCGUCCUUCAAGCUGACGCUGCACAUCCAGAACACGGCGGCGUGCCGGCCCGUCAUGAACCUGGCCAUCAGCUUCCUGUACGACGAGAAGCUGUACCGCAUCAGGGACCCGUACAUGCGGAUCCCCCUGCUGGUGCCCGGACUCAUCUACCCGGUCGGGACCUUUGUGGACUGCACCAACGACAAGGGCGUCGCUGACAUCAUCAAGGUGUUUGUGCUGCACGAGGGGAAGAGCUCGCCGCUGCUGACCGCCCACAUCAACAUGCCGGUCAGCGAGGGACUGGCCAGCUGAACCGUCAAUCACGAGGUCUGCUGAGACGUCCUGGAGUCCUGAUCCCAGAGACUUUGAAGUUUAUGUAUUUGCUGCUUCUUUCUAAAACAAGUUUUUUGUUUUGUAUUUAAUGGUAAUGAACUGAAUCUUUACAACAGUCUGUAUUCUCAUGAAAGAUGAGUGAACACAAGAGGGAAUUAAAGGUUGUUGUAGAAACAAAACAGCA